Panonychus citri (citrus red mite) is the source of this 3448-nucleotide messenger RNA. RefSeq names its product maltase A2-like. Gene Ontology annotation, biological process: carbohydrate metabolic process. The record is from RefSeq and is a predicted model, not a curated record. The transcript is spliced from 6 exons. Lineage: Eukaryota; Metazoa; Arthropoda; Arachnida; Trombidiformes; Tetranychidae. Bases 587 to 3115 code for a protein of 842 amino acids.
AGGUAUGAGUUUUUCUUUUGCUCUUCGAACUUGAACUUUUUUCUUCUUUUCGUUUAAUCUUAUGUCCCAUUGAAUUCCUAUGGAUUCAUUUGCUCUUCUCAGUUGAAGAAUCGUUCUAAUCAUCGAUAUCAAAAUAACAAAAUUCGAGUAUUGAAAUCGCUAAGUGUCACCAUCUAUUUAAUUUCAUCCAAAUUUGCGAGUGGAAAUUUAUUUAAAUCAGUUAUUCAAAGAGACUAUCAGUGAAUUGGUUUUGGACUUUAAACACAAUCGCUCGUCGAACGGAUUUAAAUUGAAAUAUUAGAGCUGAGAAAAUCAGAGGAAAAAAGUGACUACAAUUAGUUAAUUGUGAUUAACAUUGUAAAACAAAUUGCAACUCAGAUAAUAAAUAUAUUCUGGUGUUUUGGCAAUUCAUGAGCGCUCUUAUUCAUGAUUUGGGACAAGUUAUCAUUACCUUAUUAUGUUACAUGUUACAUUUAAGUGGUUUUAAUUGUGGCUCUGUUAAUUUCUAAAUACCAAAUUAACAAGUUGAUUGUGUGACUAACAAAUCUGGAAUCGGAAUAUACAUCUUGGUGACCAUUUGAUUACCAUGGAUCCUGAGAAAUCAACGGAACUUUUUGUUCCAACUCAAUUGAAUUAUGUUCAUUUCGAUGAGACUCCCGAUCUUUAUAAGCAUACGGAAAAAUCGAGAAUCUAUUUUUACAAUUCGGAUGAAAAUAAAUGUGACAAUUUAAUUGAUUGUGUUGAAACAAGUUUAACUGAUUCAAUUAAAGAAUCAUCAAUUUUGAUCACUUCUUCAACAGUUAACUUACCAAUUAACGCUCUAUGUAAAUCAUCAUCCAGUGAAUCGGAUGCAUGUAGUUCAACCCGUUUACUUGAUAAUAAUAAUAUUGAUGAUUCAAUUGUUGGCUAUGAGAUGACAUAUAAAUCAGAUAAAUUAUCAUCCUUACACCAUCAUCAACAGCAAAAUCAUCCUCAUCAUCCCAAUCCAUUGACAACAAUGAUUGAAAUGUCCAAUAAAUAUCAAGUGAGUGACAUAAGUUACACUGACCUUAAGCCCACAAGUCCAGUUACUUUAACCUCAUCUGAAAGUGAAACUUUUUGGUCAAAAGUUCACAGCUCAAUGUCUUCAAACAUACGUCGUCGUUAUCUUGACUCUCAUCGUGCCAACGAAUCGCCCUCAUCAUCAACAGGCCAAAGAUCAUUUUUCGGCUGUCCAAUUAGUAAAACUCGUUUCUCAUUGAUAUUAAUCUGUACUCUCUUGACCAGUGCCUUCACCAUCUUUUUCUUUGGUCUAUUAACUUUGUCAGAGUUUCCACUUUGGAAUAGUUUGAUUAACUUUCAACCCUUUAAAUUUGCUUCUCAUGGUUAUUCAUCUCCAUCUCUAUCUCCAUCGUCUGGAUCAUCUUCAUCCUCAUCUUCUUUAUAUGGACCAUUGGGCAGUGAAGGAGCAAAAUGGUGGCACGAUGCCUUAGUUUAUGAGAUUUUUGUUGCCUCCUUUAAAGAUUCAGAUUCUGAUGGUUUUGGUGAUAUUAAAGGUAUUCAUGAAAAGUUAUCUUACCUGCGUGAUUUAGGUGUGACCAUAAUCCGUUUGAAUUCAAUAUUUCACGCUUUGGAUUAUCCCUAUUCGUAUGAAAAUGUAAUUAACUUUACACGACUUGAUCCUCAUUUAGGUGAAAUUGGUGAUCUCAAUAAUUUAGUGACUGAACUUCAUUCAAAAGGGAUGAAAUUAAUUCUAGAUAUUAACUUAAGUAUCACAAGUGACCAGCAUCCUUGGGUAGCUAAUUGGUUAGCCAAUACAUCAUCAAAAUACAGCAAUCAUUACGUAAAUACAUCAGUAAUUACGCCGAUUGUCCAUAAUGUCGUUGAUACGAACCAUCUUCAUCAACUUAAUCAUAAUCAUAAUCAUCUAUCUCAUUAUCCGUUCGGUGGUUACUUUUAUCUCAACUGGUCGAACCCAAUUGUUCAGACAAAUAUGAUAAGUUGCCUUCAAUUCUGGUUACAACAUGGAAUCGAUGGGUUUUACCUGUUAAAUAUUAACGAAAUUCACCUUGACCCUGAAUACCCUGAGGCGAUUUUAGAAAUUCUUGACUCAGUUCGUUCUUAUGUAACCUCAUUUCGAUCACAUUCUUGGCCAGGAGAGAAAAUUUUACUCGCCAAUAGACAAUCUCUUGAUAUAAUUAAUGAAAGACUUCGAUCAGCUCGAGCUGACCAAUUAUUAGAUCAUUUUCAUCAUCCUCAUCAUCAUGAUAACUUAUUUCCAGAGGCAAUUCAAAUGGAUGAUCAAGUUAUCAAAGGGUCAAGGAAACAUAUUAAAUCCUCGCCAUUUAGGUCAACUAAUAAUAAUGAAAAAAAUGUAUAUUAUUAUUUUGAUCUGGUCAAUAUUUUCUUAACAAUUGAGCUCAAUUCAUCGGAUAUUAUUCGUGAUCAAGUUAACGGGUAUUUCCUUAAUACACCUAAAAGCCGCCCUUGGGUCCUUUGGUCAAUCGGAAGUGUCACCAAGUCCCGUUUAGCGACAAGAGUCGGUAAAGAUUACACAUUAGUUUCAACCUUUCUACUCGUCAUGUUACCUGGAUCGAUAAACUUUUUUUACGGCGACGAAAUUGGUCUAACUGAUGCGAUCGACUCAGUAUCAGGAAAGGAAUAUCGAGCUGGUCAAUUGUGUCCAAUCCCUUGGACAUCAGAAUUGAAUGGAAACUUUUCCAGUGGAAAUUUAUCUCAUCCUUGGCUUCCGGUUAAUUCAAAUUAUCUAUUGAAUAAUAUUCAACGAGAGUCUGAGACAAUUAAUCGUCUUCAACAGUUAAUUGGUUUUCGUCAAUAUAAUUUAAGGUCAGGGUGGACGGAGAAACAGGGAAAUUAUUUAUUCCAUUAUGUUAAUGAAGGUUUUCUUGCCCUUGAGCGAUACUUUACUCGGACAAUGGUCACUGGAACCAUUUUGAGACAUCGAUUUGUACUUUUCGCAAAUAUUGGAACCAUUGGUCGAAUAAAAGAUUUUACCGAUAAAUUUCACUUUGGAACAAUUAAAAUUACAUCUAAUCCAAAGAGAAUUCAAGAUUUUCUCUAUUUAAGAUCUUUAAACUUAGAACCAGGGGAGGCUUUAAUUGCCGAAAUGGAAUAAAAGAAAUGAUUAACUAAUCAGAUUCUGAUUAAUCAAGUGACCAGAUAAAUGAUUGAUCAACUAAUCAGCAAAAUUUUAUGAAUGAUUGUCGCUGAUUAAAUUGUCAAUUUACUUGAUUGUAAACUAAUCACCAAUUGUAAUACAUUUUCAAUUCAAAUUGUAAGAUAAAAAAAAUGAACAAUGAAACAUUUUUGCUUUGUAAAUUGUAAACAUAAAAUUUAUUGUUUAGUGCCUUCAAGUUAAUUGUAAUUAUGUUAAAUCUUAUUGUUUAGAAAUGAAAAAUAAAACAAUUAAUAAUUUAACUUAUUUAAUUGUGUUAAUUAACUGAGACAA